GACCUGCUUUCUAGGCUACCCACUGGGAACGAGUUUCUCUGAACCGCCUAGGGGAAAGUCCCUGGACCCGACGGGCAGCGAGUGCCCACCCGUAAGGGGCGAGUAGCUGUGCAUACAACCCAAUGCUCGCUCGCAAUUGGCGCUAAGACGUCCCCGGACUGAGCGCGCGAGAACGCACCAGCACUUGUCACAGCCAAUAGUUACGCAGGUAAUGUACCGAGCAUGCGUACAUCAACUAGACGGGGCUCAUUCUCAGGAUGCUUCACACUUUUGUCGAGCUGGGACUCAGCCCGGAAGAGCCCGAGCGCAGCGCGCAAGCGCGUCCGUCGAUGGAGUCACGUGCUCAGGGGCGGACCGGAUCGGCGCGCAGGCGCGGAGCCGGUUGGUUGCUUUUGCUAGGAGGAAGGCCGACGGUCUUCUGGCCGCGCUAUGCUCGCCCAGUGCCACAGGCCGCGGGUGUCCGGCUAUGUGGAGGAUUACCUGGAGAGUGUGGAGACGCUGCCCCUCGAACUGCAGCGCAGCGUGUCCCGCCUGAGGGAGAUCGACACCCGCUACUGUGAAGUUUUAAAGGAGCUCGAUGAUGCUUAUGAGAAAUACAAGCAAGAAAUGGACAUCACACAAAGGAAGCGGCUGCUGCAUCACCUCCAAAGAGCAUUAAUUAACAGCCAAGAGUUGGGGGAUGAGAAAAUUCAGAUUGUGACACAAAUGAGUGAGCAAGUUGAGAAUUGCGCGAGACAGAUGGAUAGUCACUCGGAUUGCUUUGAGGACCAAAACGAACACGAUAAGUCUAUAGAGAAGGUUAAAACGGAGAUACCUCAAACAGAAAGGCCUUCCAGAAGACCACGUAGACAGAAAAAUAGUGAAAACCGUGAAUUGUGUCACAUUGGCAAUGAAAUUGAAGAGGGAGAGGAGCAGCCCAAAGAGAAGAAAUCAAAAUCUGCAAAAAAGAAACGCUCUAAAGCUAGACCAGAAAGGGAAGUCUCUCCUAUUGACUUUCCGAUUGAUCCCAAUGAGCCCACCUACUGCCUCUGCAACCAGGUGUCUUACGGUGAAAUGAUAGGAUGUGAUAAUGAAGAAUGUCCAAUUGAAUGGUUUCAUUUUUCUUGUGUAGGAUUAACAUAUAAACCGAAAGGCAAAUGGUACUGUCCAAAAUGCAGAGGUGACACUGAAAAGACUAUGGACAAAUGCAUAGAGAAAUCAAAAAAAGAUAGGAGGUCAAGAUAGUGCUUGCCCCUAAUUUUAAGGUUUUCAUAUUAAUAUCAUGUAUAAGCAUAUCGCUUAAACUGUAUUUGAAGCUAUGCAAUUUUUACUGUAGUAUUAAACCUUGCUGAAUUUUCACUAAUUAA
This is a messenger RNA of Hypanus sabinus (Atlantic stingray), 1346 nucleotides long. It is a transcript of the gene ing2, whose product is annotated as inhibitor of growth family, member 2. Gene Ontology annotation, cellular component: nucleus. Gene Ontology annotation, biological process: positive regulation of DNA-templated transcription. The record is from RefSeq and is a predicted model, not a curated record. Lineage: Eukaryota; Metazoa; Chordata; Chondrichthyes; Myliobatiformes; Dasyatidae. Bases 430 to 1224 code for a protein of 264 amino acids. The transcript is spliced from 2 exons.